AUGUCACGAUCGUUUACUGGUUGCAAAAGAUGUAAGUCACGCCGGCAAAAAUGUGAUGAGCAGCGUCCGACGUGUGGUCGAUGCAAAACUGCGGGAUCACCGUGUCGGUAUGCGAUGCAGUUGCAGUGGGGAGGUCGCGCUUUUUCGCGGUCGAGGUUUGGAGCCUGCGUUCGGGAUGGAGGCAUGCAGAGGUUAGAAUACUCUCCGGGAGAAUUCAUCUACACCACCAAAUCAUCCGCCGCCGCCACCUCUUCUUCUUCUUCUUCUUCUACUUCUUCCUCCUCCUCGUUCUCUUCCGUCGUGUCCUGGACAAAAGCUGUCGAUCCGUUUUCUUCGCUAUCCUCCCACCAAAAGUCCCUCCUUCACCACUUCGUUCAUGAUGCCUCCCAGAUCACCGCUUGUCAUUCGGGGAUGCAGCAGGAUAUAUGUCGAAUGCUCGUCCCCAUGGCCCUGCAAACGCCCUCGUUACUGUACGCCACCAUGGCGCUAUCGGCCAUCCAUAUCCAGGCCUUACACAACCAAUCCGAAAACGUCAAGUCCGCCCCCGAUAUUGCGCGGUUGAUGGCGCUCAGUUUGGAGCAUUUUCGCAACGAACUCCAGAGUCCGGGGACGAAGGGGUCGGAUGCGCUGCUGGCGACGGCACGUACCCUCUGUCUCGCAGAGAUCCACUCCGGCGCAAUUCAUCCGCAUUCAUGGCGAGCUCAUAUUGAAGGCGCGCAGGCGCUCAUGAUCGCCUCGCGCGAGCAAGCCGGGUGGUCUCCCGCGUCCUCCGAGGGUUUCCACAGGUACCUCAAUCGAUGGUAUCGGUCUAUCGUAUCGCUUACCGCAUUGACGGGGAACGGACCCCCCAUCGGCGAUGCCACCAGCCAGGCUAUCUUACUGGGGCCCAGCUCAUCGGGGGAGACGCCAGACUAUCUCGACGACUAUUGGGGGUUUACCGUGAGUCUGGCGGCGAUUUUCCGCGGAAUCGGAGCCGCAGCCUGGCAGACCCCCCACGAUCAACCGGGGGACGAAACGACAGCGACGGAAUUGGAGGCGUCCCUACGCCAACUGAUGGACGCGGGGGCUCAGUCCACGCCGGCGUUCUACCCGGGGGUGGUCGAGGGCCUCUCGACGGAGUACAUUCGACAAUUCCUUCUUUGCAACGAAGCGUUCCAGCACAGUGCGCUGAUCCAAAUCCACCGUCGGCUCCGCAAGAUACCGCCGUCGGGCCCCGCGGUCCAGCAGUCAGUCCAGCGGAUCCUCGAGUGUACGGAGCAGAUUCGACCCUCUCAGGGACUCAGUCCGUGGACGAUGCUCACGACGCCGCUGUUCAUUGCGGGCUGUGAGGCACAGGGAGACGAUCGCCAACAUAUUCGACAGCUUCUGUCGUCAUUACAUGAUACGAUUCGCAUUCCGAAUGUGUUGCAAUCGUUGAAGUUUCUAGAGCAGUAUUGGGCUCAUCAAUUGGAUGAGAAUGAAAGCUGGAAUGGGUAUUUAGAUACAUCCGCCUCCGCAGUGAAUGUGGACAGCGACGACAGUGACGACGACGACCUCGAUAUAACCCAACUCUAUAGAUCCCAAUUUACGAAUGGGACGCCGGUACAUAGUCGUCUUGUCAGUGAACCCUUCAUUCCGGUCCUUCCCUCUCCAGUCUCUACGACCCAUAAGCGUGCCACGAUAAUGGCACUACACCCACCAUUGAACAGACCCCCUCCACUACACAUUGACGCCCAUGGUCGAACCGUGUCCAAUGGUGUAACAGAUCCGCGACAACCAAAAACGCCAGGGAAUAAAAUUAGUUCUUUCUUUGGCUGGCGCGCGAGCACGUCUCCUGGCGCCGAGUCUUCUAGUACAGAAAUCUCCGACAGCGGUCGUUCGCCGCUACCAUCCCCCAUGCCUCCAUCUCUACCCAGCACCUCCUAUUCUAUUACUCCUUCUACUACCGUACCGUUCGAUACGACCGGUAGGGCUCCUGGGCAUUACCCCGUUCGCAAUGGCUCCCUUAGCAGUGCCAGCAUCCUGGAAACCGCCCCCUCCGCCCCCUCCGCCCAGGUGGCGGACCUAGAAAAUGAGCUGCGGGAAAUCAGCUCUGAGCUGGCGGGGUCGAUCCGGCGCGAAAUGGAACUAGAGGACUUGGUCGAACGGUUACAGUCGGAAACGCCUAUCGAUACGCCUGGCCGACGUACCAGUGAUUAUUUUUCAGACUCGGGAACGAGCUCGAUUCGAUAUGCCUACGAAUCCGGUGGGCGAAUUGAAGAUAUCGAGAAGUACCGCCGCGCAGCCGAGCAGGAGCGCGCUCAACUCAAGGUUGAAUUCAGUCAGAAACUGCAGGAGGAGCGCGCGCGCCGCAUGGCAUCGGAGUCGCAUGUCCAGAUCCUGGAAUCGCAGGUUGCGCAGCUUCGACGGGAGAGAGUGGAGAUCUCCGACUUGUCUUCGAGAACUCGAGAACUAGAAAGCGCAUUAGACGAUACCCGUCGGAAGCUCGUAGAGGAGCGCCAAAUCAAAGACAACUUUGAAGACCUCUUGACGGCUAUGCGCGUGGAGCUCGAGCAGAUCCGUAACGAGCGCGACGGUUUCCGAGAUACCCAAGCUCUGCCCGAUCCCGCCGAGAUCCAACGCUUGACGGAAGAAAUCGAGGCUUUGAAGAUCGAAAAUGCUGCGCUAGCCCAAUUACAGGGCAAUCGGUUUGCUUCCAUUGCGGAAGAGGACAACACGUCAGCGAAGCGACGAAGCGUCGCCUUUGGCCUUUCGCGGUCCAACUCCUUGGCUCGCAUGCCUCCCAAGGCGAAUGGCUCGACCGGUCUCAAACGAUCCGGUUCCCUUUCACGAUCCAACUCUAUAUCAGGCAAAGAACGCGACAACACCCGAGAGUCCCUGGCGGACCGGGUGGAAGGCGCUGAAGCCCAGCGAGACGCGCUUCACCAAGCUCUCCGCCGUCUGCUGGACCGCCAGGCGCAUGAAUCCCGCCAGAGCGAGAAGCGCAUCAGGAUCCUCGAACUGGAACUGGCGCGUGCCCAAGAAUCGGACUCCCCACGUCGAAUGGGAUACGAGCGCGAAGUGCGCAACUUGCGGGAGGAGGUGAACCACCUCCGCAUCCGUGCAGAGGAUGCCUUGGAUCAGAAAUGGCAGUGCGAAAAGGGCUUAGCCGGUCUGAAGAUGGAUCUGGACCGCGCCGAGCAAGAAACCACCUCCCUCCGUGUUCUGCUCCAAGAACAUGACAUCGCAGUCCCCGAGGGCCUGGAAGAUGGCUUCGCCGAGGUCAUUGCCACCUCUUCCUCGCUCGAAUCCGCAUACCAACAACUCCAAGCCGAUCGCGAAUACGCAGAGGCUAGCGUUGCUCACUCGCCUCAGGCGGAGUCCAACGAGUUGGCAGAGUCGGUCGACCGAACGGACAUGCUCGCGCAGCAUGUGCGCCAACAGCUGGCCACAAACAAUGCCCUGCGUAGCCGUCUCGCCGACGCCAUUGGCAAGGGCGAGAAAGAGCAACAGCUCUCCGCCAUCCGCAUCAACGAAAUGCAAGCGCACCUCAAGGAAAUGGAAGACGUCCUCUUGACGGCCCAGCAAAACGCGGAAGACGAAAUGGCUCGUCACGAAGACGAGAUCCGCCAGAUCCAAGAGAGCCAUAACGCUCAGCUCCUGCGCAUGAAGAACGGCUCCCGUAGCCCCGUGGCUCUGUCCCCCAUUCCCCCGAGCACCCCCUUCACCAUCCGCUCCCCGCGCCUGGAUAAGACCACCAGCGGUGACGGCAUGCCCCUGACCCAGGUCGUGCAGUCCGAGACGCUUGAACUCCGCGUGAAGGAACUGGAGAAAUUACUGCGCGUCGCGGACGUGGAAAUGAGCGAAGUCGUCAGCCGCAUGAACCGUGCUCAGAUCGAAGUGGCUGAACUCCAAUCUGAUCGGGACGAGGCACUCCGCGAAACGCGCCGACUCCAAACCGCUAUCUUUACAGAACGUGAGGUGUUUAAAAACCUCCUAGGCAGAAAUUAA
This is a messenger RNA of Aspergillus ochraceoroseus IBT 24754, 3969 nucleotides long. RefSeq lists its product as uncharacterized. Gene Ontology annotation, biological process: positive regulation of transcription by RNA polymerase II. The transcript is spliced from 5 exons. Gene Ontology annotation, molecular function: DNA-binding transcription factor activity, RNA polymerase II-specific; transcription cis-regulatory region binding; zinc ion binding. Bases 1 to 3969 code for a protein of 1322 amino acids. The record is from RefSeq and is a predicted model, not a curated record. Lineage: Eukaryota; Fungi; Ascomycota; Eurotiomycetes; Eurotiales; Aspergillaceae. Gene Ontology annotation, cellular component: nucleus.